CGUGAUUCUAGCUCGCUAGUUGUGCCAAGAUAUAACAACAACCUAACCUAACCGAAUGAAUCAUCUUCGUUUUGUAGUUGCUCUAUACGAAUAGUUUUACGUAAUCCGCUAAGAGAAAUAGAAAAGUCGCAUCGAUGUUGAUGCCGCGGUAUUCCGAGCAGGAAAGCCACAGCGAGAAGACUUUUGGUGGUAAGCACGGCCACGCCUCCACCACAGUGGCCGCCCAUACGAAAAUGCGUUUGAUUAGCAAAGUGGAACACAAUAUGCGCCAGCAGCAGCAGCAAAAGCAACAAAAUCAAAAUCAAGGCCAAAUUCAAGGCCAGAAUCAAAGCCAAAAUCAAGGCCAGAAUCAAAGCAUCAACAAGCUAAUCAAUACAGCUGCCACAGGCAAUGGUCUGGUGGGCGAUGUGGAUGAGCUAUUGAUGCCAAUGCGUAUCAAGAGCGAUACCAUGUCCAAUGGCAGUGGCAGUGGCAGUGGCAGUGGUAGUGGCAGUGGCAAUGGCGGCAAGGAGUCGAGCUCGAGACCGGAGCGCAACCUGUGGAGCCGUGCUGAAAUGCUCGAGAUGCUGAACAUAAUGCAACAAAUGAACGCCUUGGAGCAGCUCAACGAUCGGAAUGUGAAGAGCGAGCACGUUUUCCGUCAGAUCGAAGAGGUGAUGCGCAGCAAGGGCUAUGUUAAGAAGUCAAGCAUACAGAUCUGGACCAAAUGGAAAUUCCUCAAGUCCACAUACAACACAACAACGCGGCACGGCAAUGGCAUACCCAAGGUCGUUCCAGAGGAGGUGUACCGCGUACUUUGCCGCAUGCUGCGCGAGCAUGCGAGUGCGAAUAGCAUUGGCAGUGGCAUAAGCAGUGAAUGUGGCAACUCCAGGGACAGCUCCAAUGCGGAGCUGGCCAAGACAAUGCCCAACGAUGACGAGGUCAAGGAGGAGCUGGGCGUGGAGCAUCCCAUAUUUGGAUUUCGUUUGGGUCUAAUCAAGCCGGAACCCCUGGAUACGGGUUACGAGACGAUGCCAAACCAUCCCAACUCGAGUGAGGAGCUUAAAAGCGCGGACUUUUUACAAAUGCAUGACCAGACGCAGGCGCUGGAGCACAUGCCUUUCACGGUCAAUGUGAAGCACGAGCCUGAAAUGGAUUUGGGCAUGGAUAGCACAAAUACGCCGCCGCCAACGGCGCCGACGUCGCCCUCGCCACCGCCAAGUAGCGUAGAACCACGAGACCUGGACGAUUUGUCAGCAAGCAAAUCACAGUCGCUGUCCCUGCCGCCGCUGCGCGUUGCCGCGUUUGCAAAUGACACACAGCCAAUUGUCACAUCCACUCCCACGCAUGGUAUACUUCAGAUUGAACGACCUGUCGGUCCGCUUGCCAAGCCGGCCGUGAGCGGUGGCCCCGGCCGGGGCAAUCGCAGCGUGCCGUUGCAUAGCACCAGUAGCAUUAACUUCGUGCAUCCCACCACCAAAUUGAUGCUGCCCCGCAAGCAGCCACCGCUGCGAAUUCCCCGAGAGAUCAGUGUGCAGCCGGCAAAUUUACGACCGCUGAGACCUGCACCUGCGCCUGCGCGCGAUACGGGAUAUUUGCUGCGUCCGGAUCGUAUGAGCUCUGAUCUGGCACAGUCCAUAUCGCCGCCACAGUCGCCUUCGCCGCCCAUGCACAUCCAGCCUGUGUCGAAAUAUUCCAUGCCAUAUGCCUCAACCAGCAGGCAGGCGCAGUUGCUCAGCGAACAGCAGCAGCAGCAGCAGCAGCAGCAGCAGCAGCCUCGAAAGCGGCGUCUUCAAUUCGCUCAGCAGCCCCCGCCUGUGCCCGUUAAGCUGCAGCGCAGCUCCACGCUCUUCGAAAACAACAAACAGCAAAGCAACAUCCGCAAUGAGGAUGCAUCCGCGGCGGAGGAGCAGAAGAGUCAAAACCUAGCUGAGCAGGCGAAACGCCGCAAAGAGCAACAGGAGGAGGACUUCAAGAAGGAGCUUAGCAAGGUGGCCAAUGCCAUGCUGGUGGCCCAGAAAGAGAUGCUGCAAAAUUUUUUCCAGCAGCAAAAACUGUUUGCACGUCGCGAACAUGAAUUCCAGCUGAAGCAGGAUAAUUUGGUGAUGAGUGCGCUGCGCAAACAAACGGAUACGCUGCUUCGGACGGCCAAGAACCUAAUGCGGUCUGAGCAGGAGGAGGUGGUAAAAUGUACAAAGUCCGAUAAAGUUCAGGAUCAGCAGCAACAGGUAGAACCGGAAUUCACGUCGAACAGCUGCCUAUUGCUGAAGCCAGAUAAGGAGCUACAGGAGGAUUGCUAG
Messenger RNA from Drosophila hydei, 2279 nucleotides. RefSeq lists its product as uncharacterized. The transcript is spliced from 4 exons. NCBI's taxonomy places the organism in Eukaryota, Metazoa, Arthropoda, Insecta, Diptera, Drosophilidae. The record is from RefSeq and is a predicted model, not a curated record. Bases 135 to 2279 code for a protein of 714 amino acids.